This is a messenger RNA of Adineta steineri, 975 nucleotides long. NCBI's taxonomy places the organism in Eukaryota, Metazoa, Rotifera, Eurotatoria, Adinetida, Adinetidae. The record is from the annotation of a GenBank genome assembly.
AUGAAAAUAUAUUUGCAUUAUAUAUCAUUUAUUUUAUUUUAUUAUUUUGGUGAUUGUGUGCAACCUUAUUUUCCAUCACAACUUUUAUUUUUUGCUAAUGAUGCAACACUAUAUGCAAUUGAUGAAGUUAAUCAACGAGCUUAUAUAUCAGCUUCUUAUAGUAUUAAACAAUCAGAAACGGCAUAUGCUUUAAAAAAUUUUCCUUAUGCAACUCCUGGUUCACCACAGUCAAAAUAUUAUGUUCAAUUAUUAGAAGGUUUUCCUAAUAUCGGUUGCAUUUAUGGAACCUAUUGGAAAUACGGCGGAAGUACAUUUAAUGCAUUUCCUUCUCAUUGGAACAAUGGAACUUCGUUUGAAAUAAAAAAUUUCAUGAAUUUUCAAUAUGAAAUGAUAUAUUCAAAUGAUUCUUCUGUAUAUGAAGAUUAUUGGUAUUCAAAAGAACUAUGUCAUCCUGAAGGACCAAAAGAUGUUCCAUGUGAAGAAAUUUUUUUUCGAAAAAAUACUGAUAUUCCUGUUCGAUCAACUCAAGUUAUUGAAACACCAUGGGAAGUUCGACAAUAUACAAGAACUUAUUUAGUUAUAUCAGUAGGAAAACCAGAUGAUAAAUAUUUUGAUUCUAUUCCAAAAGAUUGGGCUCGUACUUGUCGAGAUGUCAUGCUUGGAAUUUCCUAUAAUCCACAAUCUACAAAAAUAGAUUUAAAUAAAAAUGUAAAAUUUCAAGUAUGGCUUCCUUCACCUCCACAUCAAAUUGAUGGAAAUGAUACUGUUCAAAUCCGUUGGAAAGCAGACGAAUGCGCUGAUUGUUUUACAUGGACACCAAAACAACUGUAUUUCAAUGAGAAAAAUUUUCAUAUAAAACAAAUAUUAACUAUAACUCGUGUUAAAAAUGGACCACAAACAAGUCUUAUUCCAACUUUUAUUGGUGGAGGUUUUGAUAAUAUUCCAGUUAAAAAUUAUACCAUUAUAAUCGAAUAA